AUGAUUUCUGGCACAAGGUCAAAGAUAUGGCUGUUUGUUGCUGUGACAUAUUUGUUUCACGGAAUUACUUAUUCAGAACUCAGGAGAAUGAAGAGAGCUGUAGAUCCCGAAGCAUUUAUGAAUAUUUGUGAGCUCAUUACUUACAAAGGGUACCCCAGUGAGGAAUAUGAAGUGACGACAGAAGAUGGUUAUAUCAUUACCAUUAACAGAAUCCCUUAUGGUACACAGAAUCAGGGAAACCCAGCUUUGAAACCUGCUGUAUUUCUCCAACAUGGAUUAUUGGGAGAUGCUAGUAACUGGGUCACAAUCCUGCCCAACAACAGCUUGGGCUUCAUACUAGCUGAUGCUGGCUUUGACGUUUGGAUGGGAAAUAGCAGAGGGAAUCGCUGGUCCAGAAAACAUCAAAAUUAUUCCAUUGAUCAAGAUGAAUUCUGGGCUUUCAGUUUUGAUGAGAUGGCAAAGUUUGAUCUUCCAGCAGCAAUAAAUUUCAUUGUGGAGAAAACAGGACAGGAAAAGUUGUACUAUAUUGGUUAUUCGCAAGGUACUACCAUUGGUAAGUUACACACAACAGACCAAUGUUUCAGGAAAACAGGAGUAAAAUGUGAUUUGAGAUACUGAAUGUCCCUGGGGUUUUCAUUAACUCUUUGCAGGACACUAAUGUCUUUUAAAAACAGCAGCACAAUGUACAAGUGUAGAUUAUUAAAUGAAUGUCACCCCUGUAUUUCGCAGGGUUUGCUUGGCAAAAAAGAAUUCCUUCCCCAGACAGAAUGUCUAAGAAGGCUAAUAGCCCCUGUCUGCAGCCACCGAGCUUUUGCCAGGCUUUGUAGAAGUGUCUUCUUCAGUCUGGGUGGCUGUAACCUGAAAAACAUUGACAUGAACCUAAUCAAUGUGUAUAUUGCACAAACCCCCGCUGGAACUUCUACGCAGAACAUAAUCCACUGGAGUCAGGAGGCCCAUUCGGGGAAAUUCCAAGUUUAUGACUGGGGCAGUUCAAAGAAGAACAUGGAAAAAUACCAACAGGCUAUUCCUCCUCUCUACAAUGUAGAAGAGAUGACUGUACCAACUGCAGUAUGGACUGGGGGACAAGACUUGCUCACAGAUCCCAAGGAUGCAGCCAUUUUACUGUCUCAAAUUAAGAGGCUCAUCUAUCACAAGAGGAUUCCUGAAUGGGCACACCUGGAUUUCAUCUGGGGAUUGGAUGCACCUUUGCACAUGUACAAUGAAAUUAUUGAUCUGAUGCAAAAGUAUCCUUAA
This is a messenger RNA of Nipponia nippon (crested ibis), 1254 nucleotides long. The record is from RefSeq and is a predicted model, not a curated record. Lineage: Eukaryota; Metazoa; Chordata; Aves; Pelecaniformes; Threskiornithidae.